Molecule: messenger RNA, 1545 nt
Organism: Mus caroli (Ryukyu mouse)
Lineage: Eukaryota; Metazoa; Chordata; Mammalia; Rodentia; Muridae
Gene: Dcaf13
Product: DDB1 and CUL4 associated factor 13
Biological process (GO): maturation of SSU-rRNA from tricistronic rRNA transcript (SSU-rRNA, 5.8S rRNA, LSU-rRNA)
Cellular component (GO): small-subunit processome; nucleolus
Molecular function (GO): protein binding
Source: RefSeq, a predicted model, not a curated record
ACGUGACAGGAAGAAGCCCGCGGAAGGCGGAAGUAGUGUGUCUGCGUGCCGGCCCCGGUAAGUCGAGCCCGGUUUAAAGGCUCGUGGAGUCCGACACCCAGAGCCGCCAAGAUGAAGGUGAAAAUGCUGAGCCGAAACCCUGACAACUAUGUCCGCGAAACCAAGCUGGACAUACAAAGAGUUCCGAGAAACUAUGACCCUACUUUACAUCCUUUUGAAGUCCCACGGGAAUAUGUGAGAGCUUUAAAUGCUACCAAGUUGGAGCGAGUGUUUGCAAAGCCAUUCCUCGCGUCCCUGGAUGGUCACCGUGAUGGAGUCAACUGCCUGGCAAAGCAUCCAAAGAGCCUGGCUACUGUCCUUUCUGGGGCAUGUGAUGGAGAGGUUAAAAUUUGGAAUCUGACUAAACAAAAAUGUAUCCGAACAAUACAAGCACACGAAGGUUUUGUGCGGGGAAUGUGCACUCGCUUCUGUGGCACUUCUUUUUUUACUGUUGGAGAUGACAAAACUGUGAAGCAGUGGAAAAUGGAUGGACCAGGCUAUGGAGAGGAGGAGGAGCCGUUGUACACAGUGUUAGGAAAGACAGUAUAUACUGGCAUUGAUCACCACUGGAAAGACCCAGUCUUUGCCACUUGUGGGCAGCAAGUCGACAUUUGGGAUGAACAAAGAACCAGCCCUGUGUGCUCAAUGACCUGGGGAUUUGACAGCAUAAGUAGUGUUAAAUUUAACCCUGUCGAGACAUUCCUCUUGGGAAGUUGUGCUUCUGAUAGGAAUAUAGUACUGUAUGAUAUGCGGCAAGCUACUCCUUUGAAAAAGGUUAUCCUGGAAAUGAGAACAAAUACAAUCUGUUGGAACCCUAUGGAAGCUUUCAAUUUUACUGCAGCAAAUGAAGACUAUAACUUGUAUACGUUUGAUAUGCGUGCACUGGACACUCCUGUUAUGGUGCACAUGGAUCACGUGUCUGCAGUACUUGAUGUGGACUACUCUCCCACUGGGAAGGAAUUUGUGUCUGCCAGCUUUGACAAGUCUGUUAGAAUCUUCCCUGUGGACAAGAGCCGAAGCAGGGAGGUGUAUCAUACGAAGCGAAUGCAACAUGUGAUGUGUGUGAAAUGGACUUCUGACAGCAAGUACAUUAUGUGUGGGUCUGACGAAAUGAACAUCCGACUGUGGAAAGCUAAUGCCUCUGAAAAACUGGGUGUGCUUACAUCACGAGAAAAAGCAGCAAAUGAUUAUAACCAGAAGUUAAAGGAAAAAUUUCAAUACCAUCCACAUGUAAAACGGAUUGCUCGCCACCGGCAUCUCCCGAAAUCUAUCUACAGCCAGAUUCAGGAGCAGCGCGUGAUGAAGGAAGCUCGUCGCCGAAAGGAAAUGAAUCGUCGUAAACAUAGCAAGCCUGGAUCUGUGCCAAUUGUGUCAGAGAGGAAGAAACACGUAGUGGCGGUUGUGAAAUAAUGUUUUGUCUUCCUACCAAGUUUGAUAUAUAAUUAUUUGCUGCUUUUGAUUUGGGAACUCUGUAAAUAAAAGUCCUGACUCUGGUUUAAUAGUAAA